Molecule: messenger RNA, 3033 nt
Organism: Meriones unguiculatus (Mongolian gerbil)
Lineage: Eukaryota; Metazoa; Chordata; Mammalia; Rodentia; Muridae
Gene: Lrit3
Product: leucine rich repeat, Ig-like and transmembrane domains 3
Exons: 4
Coding region: 101-2140 (679 amino acids)
Molecular function (GO): protein binding
Source: RefSeq, a predicted model, not a curated record
AGCUGCUGAUGCUAAAUGUCGGCUGGCGUUCGCGGCACAUCGGCUUCUUUAUGCUCUUGAUUUGGUACCUGCUUUCUGUCCAGAGAGCCACUUUGGAGCUAUGUGGCUCUUUGCACAUCUGUGCCUUGUGCUUAGCUUUCUGGGAGGAGUGAGCUGUACCUGUCCCUCUCAGUGCACCUGUGUUUUUCAUGGCGGAAAUGACGGCUCAGGAUCAAGGUCAGUGUUGUGUAACGACUUGGAUAUGAAUGAAGUUCCUACAAAUUUCCCCGUGGACACCGUGAAGCUCCGCAUAGAGAAGACCGUGGUGCGCAGAAUCCCCGCCGAGGCCUUCUACUACCUGGUGGAGCUGGAGUACCUCUGGCUCCCGUACAACUCGGUGGCCAGCGUAGAAAGCAGUGGCUUUUAUAACCUGAAGCAGCUGCAUGAGUUGCGCCUGGAUGGCAAUUUGCUGACUGCUUUCCCUUGGGGGUCUCUGCUGGAUGUGCCCAAUCUGAGGACGCUUGACUUGCACAAUAACAGGAUAAGCAGCGUGCCAAAUGCGGUGGUCAGGUAUCUGAAGAACCUUACCUACUUGGAUCUGUCAAGCAACAGGCUAACCACACUGCCACCAGAUUUCCUGGACAGCUGGUCUCAUUUAGCUAUGACACCAUCUAGAAGCCCGGACCUUCUUCCACCAAGGAGAAUUAUUCUUGGUUUACAGGACAACCCUUGGUUCUGUGACUGUCACAUUUCCAAAGUGAUCGAGCUGUCAAAAGUCGCUGACCAUGCUGUUAUACUUCUCGAUCCCCUGAUGGUCUGCAGUGAGCCUGAGCGCCUCCAAGGAAUCUUGUUUCAGAGGGCGGAGUUGCAACAGUGUCUGAAGCCGUCAGUGAUGACCUCGGCUACCAAGAUCACAUCUGCCCUGGGUAGUAACGUUCUGCUGAGGUGUGAUGCCACAGGCCACCCCACCCCACAGCUGAUGUGGACCAGAUCCGACAGCUCACCCGUUAACUAUACAGUAAUUCAGGAGUCUCCAGCAGAAGGAGUCAGGUGGUCCAUCAUAAGCUUGACGGGCAUCUCCUACAAGGAUGCUGGGGAUUACAGGUGUAAAGCCAAGAACCUGGCAGGGACCUCGGAAGCCGUGGUCACUGUAACAGUCGUUGGCGUUGUUACGACCAGCCCAUCACCGGAUACUUCAGAGAGAAGCCCCGGAGAGCACCCUGACCAGUAUCCGCAGCUGGGAUUAGGAAGAUCAACGCCUCUGUUUGAGCGGUUUUCCCCCGGGCUCUCUUCCACCUCGUCCCACGCUCCCUCAGGUGCUCUGUCCACAUCUACAUCGCGUCCUCGUUCCUUCUCUUUGCCUCCUGUCUUCUCCGCUGCCUCUGCAACCACAAGUGUAAAAGCCAGCAUCUCAGAAAACACCGUCAGGAGCAGCCACCCGCCGCUCCUGUUCCACCCCGCCGGGAAAAGCGAUGCAAAGAUAGAGAAGAACGGAAGUAAGUUUCCCCCGCUCAGCGCUAGUAAGAAAGAGGAGCUGGCAUUGUUGGAUCAGGCAAUGCCCACGGAAACAAACGUCACUAUCGAAGACCUCAGGGUGACAGGUGAGACUGACGUGAGUGUGACUUUGACAUGGAACAGCAACGGCAACACAGAAAAGUCUCCCGUGUCUGUGUUAUACUCCAAGUAUGGCGAGAAGGACCUGCUGCUAGCGAGUGAAGACUACGGCAAGAACCAGGCAACCCUAAAUGGCUUGGAGCCUGGCCGUCAGUAUGUGGCAUGUGUCUGUCCAAAAGGAGUGGCUCCCCGGAAGGACCAGUGUAUCACCUUUUCUACCAACAGGGUAGAAGGACAUGACUCACAGUGGUCACUCCUUAUCGUGGUGACCAGUACUGCCUGUGUUAUCAUCAUGCCCGUAAUUUGUUUUUUACUAUAUAAAGUCUGCAAACUGCAGUGUGCAUCAGACCCUUUCUGGGAAGACGAUUUGGCAAAAGAGACAUAUAUCCAAUUUGAGACCUUGUCACCCAGGUCACAAAGUAUAGGAGAGCUCUGGACCCGAAGGUGCAGAGAUGAUGGGGAAAAGUUGCUGCUGUGCUCUAGGUCGAGCGUGGACUCUCAGAUGAAUCUUAAAAGUGAUGGUCAUAGAGCAGAAUACCAUUGCUGAGCUUUUGCGGUGGAGAUGAAAGUGAGCAGAGAAGCCAGGGAUCUAAGGUUAUCACUGACCCUCCUUUGGACAGAUCGGGGUUUUUAUUGCUGCGAUGUAGCACCAUGACCGAGACAGCAUGGAACGGGAAAGGUUUAUCUGUGUAAGCUUCUACAUCACGGUUCAUUUUCAAAGGAAGUCUGGUCAGGAACUUAAACAGGACAGGAACUUGAAGGCAGGAGCUGACGCAGAGGCCAUGGAGGAGUGCUGCUUACCGGCUUGCUCCUCGUGCCUUGCUCAGCCUGCUUCCUUAGAGCAUCAGGACCACCAGCCCAGGGAUGGUUCCUGGGCCCUCCCACCACUAGUUCAGGAAAUGUCCUGCAUGCAUUCCCAAGGGAGGAUUGAGAGCAGGACUGGUGGCCAGAUGUGGUGAAGAAUCGUGGUGCUGCCCCUCAAACUGCUCCACAGUGGGUCUUGGGUGGGAGUGGGGUUGUUCUGCUUUCUGCCCUUUAUUGCCUUCUGAAUGCACUUUUGUGUGUCUCGGUGGAGGCUCCUACCAGGCUGGCUAAACCUGCCAAAACUAUUCUUGAGUUUUCCCAGCCUCCUGGGAAGAUGGACAGGCUCCUAUCUACAGUCUCACCCCUGGUUUGGGUUCCCUUGACAUUGCUUAAUGUGGCUGGAAAUCCUGCCAACGUUCUGAAUCACAGGUACACAGUGAGGAGGGCCACUGUAGAAGAGGCCAUUACACCAAACUCUAUGCCCCCUGUACAGUGAAGCACAGAAUAGAUUUUUAAAGUUGUGCCAGGAGUUCUGAGAUAUUCUGAGAAGCAAGUUCUGAUAAAAUUUAUUUUGUGUAAGACAUGUGUUGGCUUUUAAUGUACUACACCAUAGAAAUAAUACAUAGCAGGAGAAUU